Episyrphus balteatus (marmalade hoverfly) is the source of this 1438-nucleotide messenger RNA. RefSeq lists its product as uncharacterized. The transcript is spliced from 2 exons. The coding region runs from base 254 to 1438 and encodes 394 amino acids. NCBI's taxonomy places the organism in Eukaryota, Metazoa, Arthropoda, Insecta, Diptera, Syrphidae. The record is from RefSeq and is a predicted model, not a curated record. Gene Ontology annotation, molecular function: nucleic acid binding.
UACUUAUUCAACUUCAUUAUCUCCAGACACAGGUGCGCAGCGUACAGGAUCACUUUACUAAUCUGAAACUACUACAUAUAUAACUGAAAUGGAGAAUGAAGGUCAACGUUAGCAAAACAGAAUCAAUUUGCUUUAGACCACCACAGCAACGGCUCUAAGAAUUUUGAUUAAACGAAAAUACGUCUACUGUGCUGUGGCAAGAAAGGUAUUCAUUGGAAAUAGAAUUCUUGGCAGAAACUGGGGACCAAUUCCAAUGUGGAUGUAUACCGCCAUUGUCAGACCCAUUCUGACUUAUGGCAGCUUAGUCUGGUGUCAAGCUCUGGAGAAAUCCACGAACUUGAAGACCCUAACCAAAGUACAAAGAACAGCAUGCAUUAGUACUACGGGGGUGAUGAAGUCCACUCCAAACGCAGGUUUUGAGGCAAUCCUUAAUCUCACUCCCUUAGAUCUAUUUGUACAAGAAUUAGCAGCAAAUAGUGCCCUACGACUUAGUCAAACCAACAUUUGGAGUACUAGUCAAAGCGGUCAUACCACGAUCCUCUCUAACAACGUUGAUAACAACGUAAGAACAGACUACAUGACCCCUUACUUAGACUUCAACAAGUCUUUUAAUGUCAGUUUCCCCAACAGACAAGAUUGGGAAAACAGUGUACCUUUCUCAAAUGAGUCGACUAUCGCCAUCUUGACUGAUGGCUCGAAAAUGAACACUGGGGUUGGUGCAGGUUUCUACUCAGAAAACCUCAACCUUGCCAGUUCCUUCAGACUCCCCGAUUACAGCAGCGUCUUCCAAGCCGAGAUACUGGCAGUGAAAAAUGCUGCUACACAAAUAUCCAUGAUGCCGAUAUCACCUGCUGACAUCACCUUUUUCAUUGAUAGCCAAGCGGCAAUAAAAGCGAUUUCUGCCACCUUAAUCAAGUCAAAGCUUGUUUCUUGCUGUCGCGAAGAGCUUAGGGUUCUUGGUAUGCAGCAUAAUGUAAGACUCUGCUGGGUUCCCGGCCACAGAACCCCACAAUGUGAAAUGAAACGAAAUAUCGUCGAACAUAUUUUUCAAAAAACAAAUGAAAGAUGGAACCUCCUAGAAACCUGCUGUCACACCAGGAAACUUUGGCCAAAUUACGACGAGAAAAAAUCUAACAAGAUCUUACUACUCAGUAAACCUUCCUUAAGAUCCCUUAUAGGUGUCUUAACGGGACAUAACCUACUGGGCUACCAUAAAAAGAAAAUAGGGCUUAGCACAGAUGACCUAUGUAGAGGCUGCGGCAAUGAGGACGAACAGGAAGACACUACUCACUUCCUCUGUCACUGUCCAGCACUCUGCCGCACUAGAAAGGCAUUUUUAGGGAACUUCUUCUUUAAUGAAUUAGAAGAACUAUCAGAACUGUCAGGCCACAGCCUACUGAACUUUGUCAAGUCUACAAAAUGGCUUGACAAUCCAUAG